GUGAAGUUGGCUUUUAAAACAAAAUAUUCUGUUUAUUUAUUUAUUUAGAAUAAUUGGACAUUGCUACCACAAUGAUUUUCCCUGCGUUGUACAUGUUCAUCGCUGUGAAUAUUAUUUCUAGUACAGGUGUACAGAUUGACAUGAACAGAGACUAUUUUUACCACGGCAAGGAUUUAUUUUGUGCACAACUCCAGUGUACAGAAAACAUAAGAGAAGACACUCAGAUAUCAGCUCUUGUCAACAUGUCAGUCUAUAGGAUCAGUGAACCAGAGGGCAAGAUUUUGGUGGCGUCUAUUUCAGAAUCAGAUUCAAAGCUUAAAGAUUAUAAAAGGGCUGGAACAAGAGUAGAUGGGAAAAUAUCGAAAACAUUUUCUCAAUUGGACAUUUUUUUCUCGAAUCAUUCAGACUGCAAUGUUGGCCAUUUUCUAUGUGAAAUACAUUAUGUGAAUAGAACUGGGUCAAUUGAUAGAAUUGGGAAACAGGCGGAGAGUUUACCAAGAAAAUCACGUGACAUAUUUCUAAUGAUGAAUUUAAAAGCUAAAACUUCUGACUAUGUUAAAUCUGUUGACACAAUGGCCGACUUUCUCAAAUCGUUUGAAGACCCAGACAGACUAAAAGGUGCAGACAUGACAAUGUCAUUACAGAUGUCACAUUCUGGCGGCGAUAAGUUCAACACAGACAAAAGUUUUGGUCGAACAGAUACAGAGUUAAGUAACAGUUAUAAACAUAUAAGUUCUUCUACAUUUGAGGACAUGUUGGAUGAUAAGCUAAAGAAUUUAACCCUUGAUGUAAACAAAACAUUACAGAUGACGGAACACAAACUGAGUUCGAAGACAGAGUUAAACAAAAAUAGUUUGGCUGUUUUAAACGAAUCAAUUCAAACAAUGUUAGCCAACAGUCAGAACCAAACAGAGCAACUCAGUAUCAGAUUAAAUGAGAAUGAAACAAAUAUAAAGAAAUCUAUCACACAAGAGAAUAUCAAUACAACAUUAAAUUUGGUAGCGGGUCUCAACAAAACUCUACAAGAUUUUAUAAACGAGUACUACGAUAAUCCUAUGAACUUAAAAUUAACAAAACAGUGUGUCAGGAACGAUGACUUAAGUCUCCCAGAACAAAUGGCUUUUAAACUGGAUCAAAGAAAACUGGCCUUGUGUGAUACAAAAACUGAUGGCGGGGGGUGGAUUAUUAUACAGAGACGUGUGGCAGGAGACGUCAGUUUCACCAGAAACUGGAGCGACUACAAAUAUGGUUUUGGAUCUUUGGCUGGAGAUUAUUGGCUUGGAAAUGACAUAAUCUCAAACCUCACACAAAACGGCUACAGUGAACUGAGGUUUGACAUGAAAUACAAAGGUAAAUUCUACUACGCCGUAUACAGCAAUGUGACGGUGGGAAAUGAAGCAGAUUUGUAUAGGAUAAAGUUGACAUACAAGACAGGAAACUCUACAGACAACUUUAGUUAUCACAAUGGAAAGGUUUUUUCUACUUUAGAUAGAGACAAUGAUAAAUCGUCUAGCAACUGUGCUGAUAAUUUUAAAGGCGGCUGGUGGUAUGAUUCCUGUUAUCAAGUGAACCUAAACGGCGUGUGGGCGAGUAAAACUGAAAUUGAAGGCAUUCGCUGGAAUGGUUUAACAGUCAACAUAGAUUCUCUGGAGCACGUGGAGAUGAAGCUACGACGGCCGUGAUCAUGAAAAAUAACACGAAAACAGAGCCUUGUGUUAACUCCGACUGGUGCAUGAUAAAUUUACAAUAGUUCGCCGACUUUACAAACACUGCUUUACAUGUAUGUAGAUGUACUUUUUUUAACAAUAAAAACUAUUGCUUUAAUUAGAGCUUAAGUUGAAACCAAACAAAUAACAAAACCGCUUUCCCCAAACUAAUGACAGGCUGUCAAAUGCUGAGUCAAAUUCUCUGUUGACUAGAUGUUUGGUUCGGUAGACAUCUGUCAGAUAAAAUUAUAAAUAA
Molecule: messenger RNA, 1962 nt
Organism: Physella acuta
Lineage: Eukaryota; Metazoa; Mollusca; Gastropoda; Physidae
Product: angiopoietin-related protein 7-like
Source: RefSeq, a predicted model, not a curated record